Messenger RNA from Neltuma alba, 1490 nucleotides. RefSeq lists its product as uncharacterized. Gene Ontology annotation, biological process: regulation of circadian rhythm; response to cold. The record is from RefSeq and is a predicted model, not a curated record. The transcript is spliced from 6 exons. Lineage: Eukaryota; Viridiplantae; Streptophyta; Magnoliopsida; Fabales; Fabaceae. The coding region runs from base 97 to 1080 and encodes 327 amino acids.
CAACAUCUUUCCCAGGAAUCCCAAACCCGGCAAAGCAUCUUCCCAACGAUCUCAAAAAUAUCUGGCUCACAUCGCCUCAGGAUAUUAUCCCUCGUGAUGACGUGGCACUCCGAUUAUAUGCUGCCACGUGUAAAAGCGACGCCAUGUGGAGCCUUUUCUUUUCUGGUUCCGCAGACCUUGACUCCUUCCCAUUCUUCUUCCCUCCUCUCCUUCCCACUCGCAACAGAUCAGCGACGCUUCCUCUCUCGUUCUUCCUCUCCGAAAUUUCUGGUACUUUCUACAUUCAUUGUAUCACUUCACAUGGAACGCAACCGCCGGCGUAGUUAUCAGCCGCACUUAUCCUCUUAUGAGCCCCGGGAUCGUUGCAGUACUGAGUUGACUCAGGCAGGCUCUGCCUCCUCCGCCAUCUGUAUGGAUACUUGCGGAGAUAUUUCACGUCAUUCCGCGGCUCCCUUUCCCCUGGACGAUUUGACAAGGUGGACAGAUUGGCAACACAAUUCAUAUCUCAAUUCUUUAGAGGCCUCGUUUGUGAAUGAAAUGUACCAGUCGGCGCAUUUACUUGGCUGUCAGAGUGUCCAAAAUGACUCAAAUGAAGUAGAUAAAUCUAGAACUUCACAAAAGCUGUGUAAUAUGUCUGGACAGUUUAUUCCGCAAGAUGGUUUCUGGAAGAAAGUUAGCCAUGAAAGAAAUGAACCUAUGUUAGAGAGCACUGGUGAUUCUCAUGUUCUUGCAGGAGGUCCAUUGAAAUUCACAUCUGCAGAAAGAGGCUGUGCUGUGAGAGACUUUGCUGUCCAUCACAGUGGCUUGCUUUGUGAUGAGGGUCGCAGAAGAGGGAAAUCUAUAUUCUCUGGCAGAUCACCAAGAAGUUCAGCAGAACAACAUGACCCAUGCAACCCUGAAUCGGUCGCCACUACUGCAGUUUUGGUAGAGUUUACCGAUCAAAACUUCAAGGAUGAAGAUCAAGGGGCGCCUUCAAGCUGUGUGCCUAUGGAUGAAAGGUUGAAGACAGCUUCAGCUGAUGAUGCUUCGAGACAUGAUCAUGUUGUGCCUAUUGAAAAGUUUUACUCAACUUUCAGGUAGCUAAUCAGUUGCAACUCAAAAUCGAAGGCUUGCAUAUCACAGCAGAUGCUGAUAGAACUAAAGGGACAACUACACUUGGUGCCCUUGUUCAAGAAAUUUGCGGGGAGACUCGCACGAGGCAACUCACAAGUCAUUUGGCCACUUCUUACAUACUAUUCUUGCAGUAUUCUUUCAUUGUUUUCCCUUGAGCUUUUUAUCAGCUAAUUUGUGCUUUUAAUUGAUCCAGAUAGAAAAAUUCAAUAUGCGGUUUCAUUCUACGUGGUUCUACAGUUCUGUGGGUUUGAAUUGUUGGGUAUGUCUUUUGUUUAGAUGUGAGGCUCUAUUGCACAGGUUGUCGCAUCCUUGUACUACAUACUGUGCAGGACUAUGAUGCACCAUUUCUAUUGGCCCUAUGUCCCGUUUCGGGUUAG